This is a messenger RNA of Paecilomyces variotii, 972 nucleotides long. RefSeq lists its product as hypothetical. Bases 201 to 932 code for a protein of 243 amino acids. Lineage: Eukaryota; Fungi; Ascomycota; Eurotiomycetes; Eurotiales; Thermoascaceae. The record is from RefSeq and is a predicted model, not a curated record. The transcript has a single exon.
CAGCUUUCUUUUGGAACUGGUGAGUACACGAAGCACUCUCGACAAUAUCAUACAACAUUUCAUAUACUAACAAUCGCAAUUAGCUACGCACAUCUCCAAAGCGGAGUCUGAACACGUCCUGUCAGGGCUUGCCACUCGUUCCCCAGACUUCAUAUACAUACAGUCUCGUUCAUCACCACAAGGGAAAAAAAGACACCAAAAUGUUCUUCCGUACUGCUUCUAUCGCUGCUCUGGCCAUUGCGGCCGUUCCAGCCCGAGCUGACUCCGUCGCGCCCAUUGGACCUAUUGUGACACCUUCUACUACCGCCGCUGUUACGUCUGCUGCUGCAACCACGGACGCGCCUGCUGCCGGUUCAACUGGAACUAUAACGGAUACUGUGAUUGUCACCGACACUCACUGCCCUCGCUGCUCUCACACCACGAGCUACUCCAACGUGACCUUCUCUAGUAUCCUCACUGGCUCUGGCCACAAGCCUUCUGCCACUGUUCCUUAUGUCCUCGCAACCGGCUAUGUUCGUCCCAACAACGCAACUAGACCUGGUACCGGUGGUAUCAGUUCUGGAUCCAAAAAUGGAACUACCACCGGUGGCAUCGGUGGUGGUUCUGGCUCCAAGAAUGGAACUACCACUGGUGGUGGUGCUGGUGGCAUCGGCGGUGGCUCUGGUUCUGGCUCUGGCAGUGGACCCAGCACCGGCUCAGGAAGCACUUCCUCUGGAUCUUCCAGCUCUGGUUCUACCAGCUCUGGUGCUGGUGGUAUCGGUGGCUCUGGCUCUCUCUCUGGAAGCUCUAGUUCUGGCUCCAGCUCCGGAGUCUCUCCCACUUCCAGCGCUGCCCUAUCCAGUCCUGCCAACAAGCUGCUCUCUCCUGAGUUCGGUUACAUGUCUGCCAUCGCCCUAUCUGCUGUCUGGGGCGCCUUCAUGGUUCUGGCAUAAAUGCCAUUUCUCUCAUUUUCAUAUGACAUUCUCGUUCUAA